Prunus armeniaca (apricot) is the source of this 345-nucleotide messenger RNA. The record is from the annotation of a GenBank genome assembly. Lineage: Eukaryota; Viridiplantae; Streptophyta; Magnoliopsida; Rosales; Rosaceae.
AUGAGGUUGCGCCGUUCGGCCAGCAGGCCAGGGUGGCCUUGGGUGUGCGUGAACCUUCAGAACCUUGAUAGUGGAACCAGUCCCCUGCGUUUGGGAGAAAAGAGCUGCCAAACAGCAGCCGUGGGUCCCUGGCAUAUUCCUUGCUGUGAUAGUGGUCUGUCCGUGCCUCUUGGCCCAUUGUUCUGGACUUGCCGAACGGUAAGGGGGGAGUUGGAGAGGAGGUCACACAGGAGCUACCACGUGCCGUUUGGCAAUUGGCUAUUAGGAUGCGGUUGUUUGAGAAUGGGAGGUGCCGAGCGGCAGAUUGGGUUUGUUUUCGAAACCACUGGUUCAGCAGGAUGUUGA